AUGACGGCCCUGGAAAAUCAAGCUGUGGUCUCGAAAGGGAAGGAGGAUCUGCAGAUUAUCUCCUCAGCAUGUGCAGUCACUCUGCUGGCAGCUCUCGGGCGCUUUUAUGUUGCCUCAACAAAGAGAAAGGCUGCCAAGAGUUUUAAUCACCACGGCAAAGCUGACAUGUUGAUGCAUGGAAAAGCGAGUUCAAACUUAGGAAUCAUACACCAGAUGAAAGGCGAUUAUGACACUGCACUGAAACUUCAUAAGACCCACCUGUGCGUUGCCCAGGAGCUGAGCGAUUAUGCUGCCCAGGGCCGUGCCUAUGGGAAUAUGGGCAAUGCCUACAAUGCCCUGGGCAUGUACGACCAGGCGGUCAAGUACCAUCGGCAGGAGCUGCAGAUCUCCAUGGAAGUGAAUGACCGUGCCUCCCAGGCCUCUACACAUGGGAACCUUGCCGUGGCCUACCAGGCCCUGGGUGCCCAUGACCGGGCCCUGCAACACUAUCAGAACCACUUGAACAUUGCGCGGGAGCUGCGAGACAUCCAAAGCGAGGCCCGGGCCCUCAGCAACCUGGGCAACUUCCACUGCUCUCGGGGGGAGUAUGUCCAGGCUGCCCCCUACUAUGAACAGUACCUCCGCCUCGCUCCUGACCUUCAAGACAUGGAAGGAGAAGGGAAGGUCUGCCACAAUCUUGGCUAUGCCCAUUACUGCCUUGGAAAUUACCAAGAGGCAGUGAAGUACUACGAGCAGGAUCUGGCGCUGGCCAAAGACCUUCAUGACAAAUUGAGCCAAGCAAAAGCCUACUGCAACUUGGGCCUAGCAUUUAAAGCUCUGCUGAAUUUCAGUAAAGCUGAAGAGUGUCAAAAGUACCUGCUGUCCCUAGCCCAGUCCCUGAAUAAUUCCCAGGCUAAAUUUCGAGCCCUAGGGAACCUGGGUGAUAUAUUCAUCUGUAAAAAAGAUAUAAAUGGUGCAAUAAAAUUCUAUGAGCAGCAGCUGAGCUUAGCUCACCAGGUAAAGGAUAGAAGACUGGAGGCCAGUGCAUAUGCAGCCCUGGGCACUGCAUACCGAAUGAUCCAGAAGUAUGACAAAGCCUUGGGUUAUCAUACACAGGAACUGGAGGUAUAUCAGGAGCUGACUGAUUUGCCAGGGGAAUGCAGAGCUCAUGGGCACCUGGCUGCUGUCUACAUGGCCCUUGGAAAGUACACAAUGGCAUUCAAGUGUUAUGAAGAGCAGCUGGAUCUGGGGCAGAAGCUGAAGGAUCCGAGUCUAGAAGCCCAGGUCUAUGGCAACAUGGGUAUCACCAAGAUGAACAUGAAUGUGAUGGAGGAAGCCAUCGGCUACUUUGAGCAGCAGUUGGCCAUGCUUCAGCAGCUAAGUGGAAACGAGUCUGUGCUCGACAGGGGCCGAGCUUAUGGCAACCUGGGGGAUUGCUACGAAGCCCUGGGUGACUAUGAGGAAGCUAUCAAAUACUAUGAACAGUAUUUAUCUGUUGCCCAGAGUCUGAAUCGCAUGCAAGACCAAGCCAAGGCUUACCGGGGCCUUGGAAAUGGACACAGGGCAAUGGGGAGCUUGCAGCAAGCCCUCGUGUGCUUUGAAAAGAGGCUCGUGGUUGCCCAUGAACUCGGGGAGGCCUUCAACAAAGCCCAGGCCUAUGGAGAGCUGGGAAGUCUGCACAGUCAAUUAGGGAAUUAUGAGCAAGCCAUUUCCUGCCUUGAACGUCAGCUGAACAUUGCUAGAGAGAUGAAAGACCGAGCUCUGGAGAGUGAUGCGGCCUGUGGCCUGGGGGGCGUUUACCAGCAGAUGGGGGAGUAUGACACAGCCCUGCAGUACCACCAGCUUGAUCUACAGAUAGCAGAGGAAACCAACAACCCCACAUGCCAGGGCCGAGCCUACGGGAACCUGGGCCUGACAUAUGAAUCCCUGGGCACCUUCGAGAGGGCUGUGGUCUAUCAAGAACAGCACUUGAGCAUUGCUGCACAGAUGAAUGACUUGGUGGCCAAGACGGUGUCAUAUAGUAGCCUUGGAAGGACCCAUCAUGCCUUGCAGAACUAUUCCCAGGCAGUCAUGUACUUACAGGAAGGUUUAAGGUUAGCUGAGCAACUGGGCCGAAGAGAAGAUGAGGCAAAAAUUCGCCAUGGCCUUGGCCUCUCCCUCUGGGCUAGUGGAAACCUGGAGGAGGCCCAACACCAGCUUUACAGGGCAUCAGCCUUGUUUGAAACAAUCCGACACGAGGCACAGCUGAGCACCGACUACAAACUCUCCCUUUUUGACCUGCAGACGUCAUCCUACCAAGCCUUGCAGCGAGUGCUUGUUAGCCUAGGCCAUCAUGAUGAAGCCCUGGCUGUGGCAGAAAGAGGACGGACAAGGGCAUUUGCUGAUCUUCUGGUGGAACGACAGACAGGACAACAGGACUCCGACCCCUACUCCCCAGUCACUAUUGAUCAGAUCUUAGAGAUGGUCAAUGGCCAGAGGGGGCUAGUGCUUUACUAUUCCCUGGCUGCGGGCUACCUGUAUAGCUGGCUGCUUGCUCCUGGGGCAGGAAUUCUGAAGUUUCACGAACACUACCUGGGUGAUAACAUGGUGGAAAACUCUGGUGACUUCCAGACCGGCAGCAGUGCAACGCUUCCAACAGCGACCAGCUCCACCCUAGAGCAGCAUAUUGCCAGUGUCCGGGAGGCUCUAGGGGUGGAGUCUUACUAUUCAAG
Messenger RNA from Carlito syrichta (Philippine tarsier), 2690 nucleotides. RefSeq names its product tetratricopeptide repeat protein 28-like. The annotation marks the transcript as partial. NCBI's taxonomy places the organism in Eukaryota, Metazoa, Chordata, Mammalia, Primates, Tarsiidae. The record is from RefSeq and is a predicted model, not a curated record. The transcript has 8 exons. Gene Ontology annotation, molecular function: protein binding.